ACCCCUAGUUUCUAGUUUCCGCAGAAAUGGCUAACGAUUAAAAUUAGCGUGUCGUCAAAGCCGUUUGAAAAGUCGUGAGAUGUCCGAGAAUUGCCGAUCGAUGCAUAGUACGAAAUCGUGCGUCGGUUUAUGUUGUGAACUGGUUAACCUGUGGUCGUUUCCCCCGGCAACUGACUGGCGACGUGGCGCUCCUAGAAGCUCCCACGUUGAUCCUGUCCCCUCUGCAGCAUCGCCAAGUGCCGACUCCCGCUCUUCUCCAUUGCGCUACGUGUCUCCAGAGCUCUCUCCUCUCUUUCCUCGUGUCAGCCCUUCAAAUUCAACUCGAAUCAACCCAAAAUCCAUGCAACUGCUGCAGCAUAUCCGCAAUCCUGAUUCGAAAAGCUAGACGAGCGUCGCACAUUGCCAUUAUCAUCAACUCCGUCUGAUCUCUGGCUGCACAGUACAGCACGUCUGCCAUGGCUUUCCGGUCACCGAGCCGCUUGUACUUGAUGCUGCACCGCGCAAGGGGCGUCAGUGCUGGCACGUCCUACGCCACUGCCACUGCGCCAAAGCUAAAGGCCUAUGCUCCAUCUGCGCCAGCGGACGUUGGGCGGGCCGAGCAGAGGGCAGGCAAGCCGUGGGGAAGCUAUGUGCCGGUAUGUGUGGCAGCGGGGAUGAUACUGCUAGCGGCAACCCUGGGACUGCACACGAUGAAGCAGCAGAUAAUGCACUCGCCAGCGGUGCGGGUGAACAAGUCGAGACGGGAGACGGUGCCGGAGGUGGUGGAGCCGGAGCGGGUGGUGGAGGAGUCGGAGAACUUCCUGACCCGAUCCUUCUUUAGGAAGGUGGCACACGUGCAGGACGUCAACCCCGGGGAGGCCGUCCCCGACCCGAUCAGGAAGGACGCCUUCGCCCACCCCCCAAAGGCCGAGACACUCCGGUCAGUCGGAGUCGAUCCUGUGCCCAAGCACCCUUGAAACCUCCACACAACCACCCUCUCCGCUUCCUGUCGGGGGAGGAAUUUGAUUAGCCACCGUGUUUUGUGAUGUACAUAGAAAGACGAGGUUGUCUUCUCUUUCAGCAGAGCAAUAGGGUGACUUUUGUCCGUCAACGUGACCGAGAAAGUCAACAGAAUAAGGUCAUUGCUCCCACUUUAUGAUCUCAUGUGUGUUUUCCUGCAUUGAGACGGGCUUAGACUAAA
Eucalyptus grandis is the source of this 1180-nucleotide messenger RNA. RefSeq lists its product as hypothetical. Bases 456 to 956 code for a protein of 166 amino acids. The transcript is spliced from 2 exons. The record is from RefSeq and is a predicted model, not a curated record. Lineage: Eukaryota; Viridiplantae; Streptophyta; Magnoliopsida; Myrtales; Myrtaceae.